Molecule: messenger RNA, 3533 nt
Organism: Podarcis muralis (Common wall lizard)
Lineage: Eukaryota; Metazoa; Chordata; Lepidosauria; Squamata; Lacertidae
Gene: FSCN2
Product: fascin actin-bundling protein 2, retinal
Biological process (GO): actin filament bundle assembly; cell migration; establishment or maintenance of cell polarity
Cellular component (GO): actin cytoskeleton; cytoplasm
Molecular function (GO): protein-macromolecule adaptor activity; actin filament binding
Source: RefSeq, a predicted model, not a curated record
GGCCAGGCAGGCACUCUCGGCUUGGAGGUGACCUGCCGCAUGGAAUCAGAGAGCCCACGGUAACGUUAACCAAAGCGGCGCUAAGAAAAAUAAAUCCUCCACCAGGGAGAGGCGGCAGAUUGAGUUGCCGCUUGAGCGUUUUGGCCUUAGCGGUGGGAUAGAAAGGCGUUUGGGGUGGAUCAAGCCUUAGAAGAAGGGAGACAACGCAAACAAGAGACACAGAUACAGUGCAGAGCGCUACAAGCGCAGAGAGCAGGCCAGAGCGGAAGAAUAGGUCUCAUCAAAAGGCCAUUGUGUAGCCUGUCAAAGCCCCCCUCCCUUCUUUGUGGCUUCUGUAGAAGCCCCACUAUUGGUUACAGGAGGCCGGCAGCUCAUUGAAAUCUUUGUAAUCCUAGCUGCGCUAAUUAAGCAAGGCUGCGGGUGCUUAAGCAUGUACAUUUUUUCCUGAGCAUUCUCUCCUCUCCAUCCGCACCCCACCCCCUCGCCACGCUGGAGAAGAUGAGGAGGAGGAAGAGGUCAGUGUGAGCCACGCAGGAGGCAGCAGCACUGCCAGCAGGGGGGACGAGGCAGCCAAACGAGAUUGGCUUUACGGGCAGAAGAUUAAAUGUAGGAAGAGCUGGUGCACACACAGAGAGAGAAAGAGACUGGGAACUGGGGCAGGUGCACGUCAUUGGGUCUUUGACUGAGGUGUAAGGUUCCUUUGCACUAAUCCAGAUCGCUCGGCUGUGCCUAUGUGAGCGUGCACGUUUCCGUACCCCCAACGAAGGACUGGGAAGACCUUAGGCGCCCACCCCAGUCCUUGGGACUAUAUCCGCUGUCCGGACAGAAGAUGCCAACGAAUGGGAUCCACCAGCUUCUGAAGAUCCAGUUUGGCUUGAUUAACUCUGACAACAGGUACCUGACGGCAGAGAGCUUUGGCUACAAGGUCAACGCCUCGGCGCCCAGCCUGAAAAGGAAGCAGAUAUGGACCCUGGAGCAGGACGGAGACAGCUCCGUGGUCUUCCUGAAGAGCCACCUAGGUAGGUACUUAUCUGCUGACAAGGAUGGCAAGGUCUCGUGUGAAGCCGAGAAGCCAGGAGGUGAUGGGCGUUUUGUCAUUGUCACCCAGUCGGACGGGCGCUGGGCGCUCCAGUCAGAACCCUACAAGCGUUUCUUUGGCGGUUCCGAAGACAGGUUGUCCUGCUUUGCCCAGACCAUCACAGAGACGGAGCUCUGGGCUGUGCACUUGGCUAUCCACCCCCAGGCCAACCUCUUGAGCGUGAGCAGGAGAAGGUAUGCGCACCUCAGCGCACAGGAGGACGAGAUCUCCACCGACAGCAACAUCCCUUGGGGUGUGGACUCGCUCAUCACCCUCACCUUCCAGAACAAGAAGUACUGCCUGAGAACCUGCGACAACCGCUACCUGCGCAACGAUGGCACUCUGGUCAAGGAGCCUGACCCCCGCGCAGGCUACACCCUGGAAUUCAAGGCGGGCAAGCUGGCCUUCAAGGAUUGCGAUGGGAAAUACCUGGCGCCCAUGGGACCUACCGGCACUCUAAAAUCUGGCAGGAGCUCCAAGCCGGGCAAAGAUGAACUCUUUGAUCUGGAAGAGAGCCACCCGCAAGUAGUUUUCGUGGCCUCCAAUGGCAGAUAUGUCUCCAUCCGGCAAGGUGUCAACGUCUCGGCCAAUCAGGAUGAAGAGACACACCACGAAACCUUCCAGAUACAGAUUGAUAAAGAAACAAAGAAGUGCAUCUUCCAUUCCAACACAGGCAACUACUGGACCUUGGUGUCGCAUGGGGGAAUUCAGGCCACGGCCACAGAAAUAUCUGCUAGCACCAUGUUUGAUAUGGAGUGGCGUGGACGCCGGGUAGCCCUCAAAGCUCGCAAUGGCAAAUAUAUCUGCACCAAGAAGAAUGGACAACUGGCAGCUGUCAGUGAUGCAGUGGGGGAGGAUGAGGAAUUUGUUCUCAAGCUGAUCAACCGGCCCAUCCUGGUCCUUCGCGGGGCUCAUGGCUUCGUGUGCUACCACCGCAACUCCAACUUGCUAGACGCCAACCGUUCCGUCUAUGAUGUCUUCCAGAUCAUCUUCAACGACGGCGCUUACCAGAUCAAAGGCCUCGGUGGCAAGUUCUGGUAUGUGGCCACCAACGGCACCGUCUGCAGCGACGGCGAGAUGUCGGAGGAUUUCUACUUUGAGUUCCGCGAGUGCAGCCGGGUGGCCAUCAAAGGGAAGAACGGCAAAUACCUCCGCGGCGACCAAGCCGGGACCCUGCGUGCCGAUGCCGACACCCUGCACCGGGCCACCCUCUGGGAGUACUGACGCCGUGCCACUUGCUGAGUAGCACCGUAGAUGCUCUAGCUUCCGCCACGGUAGCCGAGCCAGCUCAGAGCGGACACAGAGGUGGGGUAUUUGGCGGGGAGGGGAAAGUUGAGUGUUCCCACCUGGACUCCAGAGGCACAGUAAUAUAGCCCCAUCUUCCUCCGUGGAAAAGGACCUUGCUGGGAAGGAGGGGUGGGGACCUCUUGCCCUAUUUCCCAUAGUCUUAAUCUGUCUAACCUUAGAAGCAGCACCCUAAUGCACAGCUCCCGGGAGGGUGCGACACUGAUGUACCCAGGAUUAAAGCGAUAGAGGCUCCGUUUCAGAACCAGCGCAACAUUGCCUGUGGCUGUCUUCCCUUUCCCAUGCUCCGCACCUGAAACAGAAGACGACAAGUUGCAGGUUUCAGGGGGCCUUGGAAGCCCUUUUCUCCCCACUCCCUCUAAAUUAGGAGAGCAGUAGAAGAUAGAAAGCAGCGGCCUUCGUACUCAGCCAGAAUCAUUGGUACAUCUAGUUCAAUACUGUCCACGCUGACUGGUAGAAUGCUGCAAGGUUUCAGGCAGUGGAAAUUCCCAGCGUUACAUGCAGAUGCCGAGGACUGAACCUGGGGCCUUCUGCAUACCAAGCAGGUCUCCUCCAAGAAGGAGGAAACCUUCUCCCCUAAUCCUUUCUCUGCUCUGUCCAAUGGAUGACCAGCAGCUCCUCAGAUCCCCCUCUCCCCAAUUUUCUCUUCCCUUUUUAGCAAGAGCUCUAGUUCUAAUACUCUCUUCACCUACAACUCUGGAACAAAAACAGUAUCCUGAGGGGGGUUUUAUUUUUUUGGGGGGAGCAGUGGCUGUGGGCCCCAGCGGCUGCAUGUGCGGAGAUGGAAGCCGAGUGCCGUUUAGAAGUCAAGGCAGUCAGGAGGGUCUUGGCAGGGCUGGAACAUCUUCCAUGGGGUGGUCUAGCCACAGACAAUGGGCCAUUUUGGGUAACAUUCCAAGAGGAGGGGGAAGACAGAGCUGGUCUCCAAAGGAUGCAAAGAUCUGGAGGAAGAGGAACCGUAGUUAGACUAGCAGAGGUCUUUGUAUGACAGCUGAGAAUCCCAGGCCCGGGAACACGAGACCCUUAAUCUCAGGGUUGUGGGUUCAAACCCCAUGUUGGGCAAAAGAUUCCCGAAUUGCAUUGUGUUGGACUAGAUGACAAUUGUGGUCCCUUCCAAUUCUGUGAUACGAUAAAGUCUACGGUAUGACCA